Messenger RNA from Purpureocillium lilacinum, 489 nucleotides. RefSeq lists its product as uncharacterized. Gene Ontology annotation, cellular component: nucleus; cytoplasm. The record is from RefSeq and is a predicted model, not a curated record. Gene Ontology annotation, biological process: diadenosine hexaphosphate catabolic process; diadenosine pentaphosphate catabolic process; adenosine 5'-(hexahydrogen pentaphosphate) catabolic process. Lineage: Eukaryota; Fungi; Ascomycota; Sordariomycetes; Hypocreales; Ophiocordycipitaceae. Gene Ontology annotation, molecular function: bis(5'-adenosyl)-hexaphosphatase activity; diphosphoinositol-polyphosphate diphosphatase activity; bis(5'-adenosyl)-pentaphosphatase activity.
AUGUCGGGCCCAGGCUCGGGGGCCUCUGGUGGACGGUCAAUGCAGUCUCGCGUUGGCAGAAACAAGCAACGGUAUAACUCUAAGGGAGAGCGACUUGUUGCGGGCGUCGUCCCGCUAAGCCCGGACCAGAACUACGUCCUCUUAAUACAGUCGACUCGACGCAAGGGUUGGGUCUUGCCCAAGGGCGGAUGGGAGACGGAUGAGUCUUGCCAGGAGGCCGCCACCCGCGAGGCGUGGGAGGAGGCCGGCAUCACCAUCAACAUCGACUAUGACCUGGGCACCAUUGACGAGAAGCGGCCGCCUAAAUCGACCAAGGACCGCGCCCGCUACUCCUUCUACCAGGCAACUGUUCUGAGCGAGGUUGACGACUGGCCAGAGAAGCACAAGCGCGAACGCCAGUGGUUCACAUACGCACAGGCGUGGCAGGAGUUGGCUACGAGGCCCGAAUUACAGGAGGCUCUACAACGGUCCACGAUCAACCAAGUAUAG